GGAAGGUAGCACCGUCUCUGUCGCGCGCAAGCCGGCACCGGUUCAGCGAACGAACCGUCGUAGCGCGUGCCAACUGAUCCGAGGUUCUCUGGUGCGCAGUUCGAGGAGGUUCGUAGGGCUCUUUCCUUGAGUAAGGUACAAAAUCAGAGCGCGAGACCAUCCUCGGCAUCACAGCGGCUAUGGCGGAGCAAUACCAGAAUAACCAGGGCGAAGGUGCGGCGCAGCAAGCCCAAGCACAGCAACCGACCGCCGGGAUACCCGGUAAGGACGACGAGCGCAAACUCUUCGUCGGCGGUCUCUCUCGCAACACCACCGACAAGGAGCUUCGCGAUCACUUCGGCAAGUUCGGCGAGAUCGAGAGCAUUUCGGUUAAGAUCGACCCUUACACCGGAGUUUCGAGGGGCUUCGCCUUCAUGGUCUUCACCAACCCCAAGACCAUCGACAAGCUGCUCGCGUCGGGGGAGCAUUACAUCAACAAACGCAAGGUGGACCCCAAAAGAGUCAGUAAGAAGGCACAGCAUGGGAAGAUAUUCGUAGGUGGUCUAACACCUGAAAUAACGGACGAUGACAUCAAAUCAUACUUUGGACAGUAUGGUACCAUUGUCGAAGUGCAGGCACCAUUCGACAAAAUGAAAAAUCAACGCAAGGGAUUCUGCUUUGUUACGUUUGACUCAAGAGACGUUGUGUACAAGCUGCUGAAAACACCUAAACAAACCAUUAACGGCAAGGAGGUAGACGUGAAGAAGGUGAAGGUAAACUUGGAGUCAAAUCGCCAAGGAUUCUGGGGAGGUGGAUACGGAUAUGGUGGCUAUGGUGGUGGGUAUGGCUUUAUACCCGAAUAUGGUAAUGGCUAUCAUGGAGGAUACGAUGACUCGUAUGCCAAUUACGACUACUCGGGAUAUGAAGGAUACGACAACAUGGGCUAUGGGAUGCAGGGUAAGCCGAGAGGUCCAGGACCACGUCAACUCCAGAGACAUCAACCAUACUAAGUUACAGGAUGCGUGAAUCCUGCGGACACUCGAAAUUUGGUGAUAAAGCGAGAAUAUAGUAGGGAGUAGACUGGGUUGACGGUACGACUCGAGACUGACUUUGAGGAGCCGAAAAAAGUGUUGUUUACGAAUGUACCAUUGAGUACAUAUCUACUCCUCUCUCCCUAAUCAUCGGAAUUUUAAGCGCGUGGGUAAACAAAGAUCGUAUGCCUCGCGCAGACAUUGUCCUAUGAGUUGUGUACAGAACGUAAUAAAUUUGUCGAUUUCUAACAGAUAUCAAAUUUAGGAAGACGAUGCAUGUCGCAUUUCUUGAAGAAACAACAAUAUUGGUUGCCACGUGUUUCAUAUGUUGCCUUUUAUUAUACAAAAUAGUAUCAAUUGAGUUCAUAAAAUACAAUUCUUAUUUGUCAUCUUGCUGGGUCCAGAUUCGGAUAGAUAAAUGAAACGUGUAAAAAAAUAUGAUUGUGGGUACGAACAGUCAUUACAGGUUCAACCGAUUGGGGAACACUUUGUGCCUAAUCUGUACGCAAUUGAUGUACAAUGAAAAUGAAUAAUAAUCCAGUGUCGUCUUUUGUUUUUCGUAAUUGUAAUGGCAAGUUAUGCAUCUAAUAAUUUAAUGCUCAAAGAGCUUUUUUAGGAUAUUAAGUUGCAUUAGUAUUCUCCAUUAUAUUUUCUUUUUCUGUGCCUUCAUUAUUCAAAUGUUUACGUACAGUUGGCAUUGAGUUUUCCAGCACAUAUACAUAUAUACAUAUAUAUUUUACUUGAAUUUAAUCAUCUUAUCUGUGCGAAUUGCAGGAGGAAUUGUAGAAAAUCAAAUUAAUUUCACCGAGCACCAGUGGUCUCGCCAAUUGCUAAGCAUGUUUCUUCCAUAUAAAAGUCAUAACCAAAACGCAUUAUUUACUCUCGUGUAAUUGUUAAUCUAACAUUAAGAUUUCUAACUUAUAAGAAUUAUUGAAAUAUACACUAUGCACACGUAUGAGUAGACACGCGUGUAAUAUGCAAGCGUGCGUGCAUCUGUAUGUAUGUACACGUGUGUGCAAUCACAUAGUGAUUAGAUAUAGAAAAGGAAGAGAGAUAUUUAAACAGAAAAUAUAAUUAAAAUAUGAACGUACCUGGGUAUAUAAGAAAUACGCGAGUGGUGGUAAACUGUAGCGAAGGAAAUCCGACUUGUCGACGUGAGUGGAGACCUUCCUUACCAUGCCAUUCUGCUAUUUGAAUCGUACGAUCCCCUGAUUCGCAUUCAGAAAUUGAAUACGUAAUGUAUCGAGUCGAGGUACUACUUUGUGUGCAAAAUCAGGAUUACCAGAUGGUAAAAAUUUAUCACCGUCCUUGCAUGUCCUUCUGGGCGUAUGAAAAGAUAGAAUGAGAAGGAUUAGGAAGAUCUUAACUACCUCGAUAAUCCAAUCGCCUUCGUACUGCGUAGCAGAUUUUGUUCAACAUGCAAAGACUGCUCUUCAUAUCGCCAGAGACUGUAAACUCACAUAGCGCACCAAUUGGCACGACAUAACCUUGUAAUACAUCCAGCGAGUAAAGGAAUAUGUAAUCGUAUCAACAAAAUGAAUUUAGAAAUUAAAUAAGUUGUCAUAGGAAUCAUUGAAUUACUGAAAAUCACGUUUAGGUCAAAGGAAAUUAUAACGUUCGUAAGGCUGACGAAGCUUUAACGUUUCAGAUGAUCGUUCUCAAAUGUUGCAAAAGUGCCUCAGAUUGGCUUACUUUUAAGAUCUAUUACUUCACGAGCGAACGAGUUUUGCUUCAGAAGGAUAUUAAGCCGAGCUGAUUGUACUUUUGAAAUUAUGUUUGUAUACCAUGUAUACAAUUUUUGCUGAAAUCAAAACACCUAAUGGGAGAAAGUCGUGAAGAAAACGAAACAACGUAUGGAAUUAUAGAAAACGAUAUGAAUAUUUUGUUACGAUUAAUUACUAUUCGCAUGUUUCACCCAUGACACAGUAUAUAUUUUAAUUAUAACAAAAAAUAAAGUGCCAAUUAUUUGAAACGACAUAAUUGCUCGCCCUCACGGUUAAAGCGUCACCUCCCCUUUCAAAUGAAAAAUUAAGCGCUAAGUAAUUAAAAAGCUUUGCAGGAAUCAUGAAUUCAGUUUUCAAAGUUGUACAGGAUUUCCCAUCUGCGUUUUUCUUAUAGGUCUAAGAACGUUUAAUCGCAUCUCGAAUUCAAGGAAAUCGUACAUGUUUAUGUAUUGAAUAUCGACAAUAUAAGAAUAUUUUAAGUAAAAUUUA
Messenger RNA from Orussus abietinus, 3223 nucleotides. Its product is annotated as RNA-binding protein squid. The record is from RefSeq and is a predicted model, not a curated record. The transcript has 2 exons. Gene Ontology annotation, molecular function: RNA binding. Gene Ontology annotation, cellular component: nucleoplasm. NCBI's taxonomy places the organism in Eukaryota, Metazoa, Arthropoda, Insecta, Hymenoptera, Orussidae. Gene Ontology annotation, biological process: regulation of gene expression. Bases 180 to 989 code for a protein of 269 amino acids.